Messenger RNA from Cooperia oncophora, 390 nucleotides. The record is from the annotation of a GenBank genome assembly. NCBI's taxonomy places the organism in Eukaryota, Metazoa, Nematoda, Chromadorea, Rhabditida, Trichostrongylidae.
UUGCAGGUUCGAUCGAAAACGGCUCCUGCGACAUCAGUACGAGGUCGUCGCACUGUCGUGACAGCGGCACUAAUCUUCGGCACGUUCCUUGUGGGCUGGACUCCAGCCAGCAUACUAUUCUUACUCACUGCUGACGGUAUGCCACUGUCUCGCAAGUCAGGAGUGUUAAUCAACGUGCUAUCAAUCGUCGUUUUGAUCAACAUCAUGAUAAAGUCGCUCACCAACCCGAUCAUCUACGCGACGAGGAUACCAGAGAUCCGACACUUCGUUCUCCAUCGCCUGUUGUGGCGUAUCGUUCCAUUACGCGAAGAGAGGAGCGCUCGAGAAGAAUUGACAAAGAAUGUAGAGGCCAAGCCGUUGCAGAGUCCAAUGCCACCGCAAUCGUUGUAG